This is a messenger RNA of Galdieria sulphuraria, 777 nucleotides long. RefSeq lists its product as uncharacterized. Lineage: Eukaryota; Rhodophyta; Bangiophyceae; Galdieriales; Galdieriaceae. Gene Ontology annotation, cellular component: membrane. The record is from RefSeq and is a predicted model, not a curated record. The transcript is spliced from 3 exons. Bases 49 to 735 code for a protein of 228 amino acids.
CAUUUGGAUUAUGUUUUCAAAAAGUUCAUUUUGUACGGCUUGGCAAAUAUGAGGAAGACGAGGUUCUUUAAUGGUAACUUUAGAAAGAGCAGCUAUCGCAGCAUGGGCUCUAAAAGAGACAACAAAGGACUAUUCUCCAUGUUGUAUCACGGGCUAAUGUCUGCGUUAUUUUUGCUUGGUGGACUAACGCUCGUUGGUGUGGGAAUAUAUGCGGAAGUAACCCACUCUGGUAAAUUUGAUUUGGACUGGACAAGUAGCUUCUGGAGUGCGGUUACAAACUUUGGAAUAGCUGCUAUAGUGGUUGGAGCAACGUUAGCAGUCAUCGGAGCAGUUGGAUUUGUUGCGUUCCAGUCCGGUUUUUGUGGAAAAUUCUUCAAGUUGGUCUAUUUUAUUCUCUUGGUUGCAGUAUUCCUUGUCUUAUUGUUUAUGGCCAUAGUAACUCUUAUGUUGGCUAACGGAGACAACGUGUCCACUCUUAAAUCGACACUUUGUGAUUCUUGGAAGAAUACCGAGCAAAACCAUCCUUCGUCUGUUGUAGCUAUCGAAGACCGUUAUAGUUGUUGCGGUUUUGACAAGGCAUGUACCAAUAGCGUCACAAGUGGUUGUAAUUAUACGUUGGACUGUUAUCAAGCAAUAACAAGUAAAUAUCACAAGUGGUAUUUGCCCGUUGGUGUUACUAGCAUAGUACUCGGAGGCUUAUCAUUAAUAGACAUUUUAGUAAUCUGCUGUUUGUAAGUCUGCAAAGCUCAGACUACUGACGUGGCUCUUGUAAAAAUA